GUUUUGUUUGGCUUGCGCAUUUCAAAGCCUGCUUCACGCUAAAGACCUUCCAGCAUCAAUGGGUGCUAGCUCAAGUGCACGGGCUGAUGGGGAAGGCCUGUUGGACUUCAACAAAGGAUUGUCGGGUUUCGGAACCCUGCACGGAAGCCCCCGAACUCCAGAAGCUGGAUGAACUCAGAAUUGCCGUUUGCACUCGUGCGAGCGCAACCAAGAUGAUACCUGAUUUGUGAGGCCACAGGCUCAAAGAUGGGUCUUCUAGAAAGUCAAGCGAGCUGAAGGGAGAAUGUUGGUCUAUGCGCCGGCUAUCAUUGGGUCGAUAAGAUAAGGUUCAUCCAUUUCCGAUUCAGCUGCCGAGGUGCAGAGGUUGAUGAGAAAGGCAAGGAGCUAAGGAUGGGCUCAGAGCUCAUGAAAGGCUGGUUGUGGUUACUCAAGUUGGGAUGCGAAAUGGAUUCGGAGAUCAGGCUUGCAGCUUCAGAACCUUCAAGUCUUGCAUUUGUUUCGAUAUCCAGUGGUUCUGACUGAGUCCACUGGUCCCUAAACCGAGAUGGGAACACGCUUUCCUCAGAUCAUCCGAGGCCAGUCCGCGCUGCACCGCGCCGCCCUCUCCGGUGAGAUGGAGGAGGUGGAUCGCAUUGUGGCUUCAGGAGCCGAUAUUGAGGCCGCAGACAAGGAAGGCCACACGACUUUGCGUUUGGCGGUGGACAUGGGCCACCUCCACGUGGUCGAACGGCUCCUGGAAGCCAAGGCCCACUUGGAGGCGAAGGGUGGCGCAUACCGCCAAACUCCACUGCAUUUGGCGGCGGAGAAGGGCCACUGUGAAGUGGUGGACCGACUGCUGGCGGCGAAGGCCGCUGUUGAGGCACAGGAUAAGUACCGCCGGGGCCCUGGGAACACAGACUCUGAUGAUGCUCUUGGAGCUGCCGUCAGU
Molecule: messenger RNA, 928 nt
Organism: Durusdinium trenchii
Lineage: Eukaryota; Dinophyceae; Suessiales; Symbiodiniaceae
Source: the annotation of a GenBank genome assembly